Molecule: messenger RNA, 2845 nt
Organism: Branchiostoma belcheri (Belcher's lancelet)
Lineage: Eukaryota; Metazoa; Chordata; Leptocardii; Amphioxiformes; Branchiostomatidae
Product: cyclin-I-like
Exons: 7
Coding region: 261-1304 (347 amino acids)
Biological process (GO): mitotic cell cycle phase transition; regulation of cyclin-dependent protein serine/threonine kinase activity
Cellular component (GO): nucleus; cytoplasm; cyclin-dependent protein kinase holoenzyme complex
Molecular function (GO): cyclin-dependent protein serine/threonine kinase regulator activity
Source: RefSeq, a predicted model, not a curated record
CAGCUGACGACCCCCAGUCGGACUACGGAAUCAACUAAACGUAAACACCCCUCUAGAAGGAAGGUGUUUAGCGAUAGAUUCUCCUUUUAUUUUUAGGUUUUCCUGCUCAAGUUUUACUCAGGUUUUGUUCACCAUGGGUGCCCAGGGAUGCCUGUAAGGUGUGGAGUGCGAUACAUGGGGCUCAACGCUAGCUUCAGCACAGAAUUAAGGUGUUCAGAGGAGGCCGUAGCAGGGUGGGGGAACAUUGAGCAGCGUGUAGAAUGAAGCUGCUCCGUGGGUUUUGGGAUGCCAAGAGGCUAACAUCAACACUUGAGGAGGCGAUCGCCAAGGAAGCUAGCACCUGGAGACCUCGGCUGCUAAAGGCCAAGGUGAACCAGGAUGCAGAUCUAGAGAUUGGUCCAGAAGAAAGAGAUGAGGCUGUACGCUGGCUGGCAACACUCAGUACCAAGGUCCAGGCUUACCCUGAGACAUUUGCCAUGAGUGUCAGCAUCUUGGACCGCUUCCUCAACGCAGUGAAGGCCCGACCAAAGUACCUUCGCUGCAUCAGUGUUAGUUGUUUCUUCUUGGCAGCCAAAAUCAACGAAGAAGAUGAGGCCAUCCCCAGUGCAGGGGAGCUGGUGCGGGUGAGUGAGUGUGGAUGUACAGCCAACGAGCUGCUUCGUAUGGAGAGGAUCAUCUUGGACAAACUGGGAUGGAACCUGAAGGACGUCACCGCACUAGAUUUCCUGCACAUUUUUCACGCCCUGCUGACCACCUACCAGCCGCAGCUGCUGGACACCUACACCUGCAUGACCCCCUCCCGCCACCUGGCGCACCUGACACGCAAGCUGCAGCGCUGCAUGGCGUGCCACCAGGUGCUGGGCUUCCCCGGCUCCGUGGUCUCGCUCGCGCUGCUAAGCCUGGAGCUGGAGAUGCUCAUCCCUGAUUGGCUCGCUGCCACCUUCAUGCUACAGAAGAUGGUUAAGGUUCAAAAUGAGUCGCUGAUCCGCUGUCGUGAGGUCAUCGCGCGCCACCUAGCGGCCCAGCGCGACAUGACACAGAACCUCGUCUACAUCAUCUCCGCCCCCGCCAACAAGUCUGCCAAGCGCAAAGUGGCCCAGAUCCAGGACGACGACAUCUACGACGGAAUCAAGCGCCUGUACGACCAGGACUGGAAGGGCGACCCCGAGGUCGUUGCUGGGGCGACGGAAGACGUUGCCAUGGUGACGGGCGGGGUGGCAUGCAGCUCGCAGCUGCGGCAGGACCGAGACGGAAACCUCUCUCCAACCUUACCUCCACUUCAACCAAUCACUGCUAUGAUAUAGCUACUUCCUUUUUCUUUACUGUCGUUGGCAACUUGUAGGAUGUGGAACCAGACUGUACAGUCAAACCUGACUUUUACAAUAAGGCUAGAAGUGUAUAUACACACACAAACACACGUUUGACUGUACAAGGUUCACACAGUAGCACUUUAUGUAUAAGAUAAUCAAAACAGUAUCACUGUAUCCUCUAGAUGUAGAAUCGUAAAUACGAAAAAAAAAUUGAGAAGGUGUUUGGAAAGUGGUGGGGAAGAAGAGAGGUGCCAGCUGUUGAAGUGGCAUAGACAGUACUUGGCAGCUAGACGUUAUGUUUCUGUUGAUGGUGAAGGGUAUAGGAAUGGGUUUGUCACUGGAAGAGGAAUAUUCUACCAUCAAGAUAAAAAGUCACCAUUCUUUUUUGCGUUGGCAUAAUCAAAUGACACUUACUAAAACAUGCUAAAAAUUAUUUAUUCUUUCUUCUAACCUCAUUGGAGAAAAAAAGUACAGACUGUCUAUUCUUCUUUAUGUAAACUUAAAAGUAUAUUUCAGUCUCAGUUGAGACAAACAAGUUAUUUUAUACGUAAAAAAAAGACAGCAGAUAAUAGAAAUAAUUGUGCUGUAUUGAGUGCAAUGCACAUUAUUGUGACCUGCAAGUCCAAUUUCAUAAGGUCACCCCUUCAAUGGAAUGAAGCAAUUUUUUUCUAUUUUCUCCUGAUAUUCCUUAAGCAAAGUUGGAGCUGGAAAACCUUAAGAACAAAAGGAAACACAAGUAAGAAGUUAUUGAGACAUUGUGCGGCAAUGUGUAAGCUAAAACAAUUGCUCGUCACAUGAGAUGGACCAAAAAUUCCACGUUAUAGUCAUGUUUCCACUCGUACCAUUACUUACAACACACUCUUAAGUUUAGAAUUUAUGACAAAGAACCUUAGUUAUAACUUUUAAGGACUUUGUUUUGAAUUUAGAAAAAUAUCAUGGCUGUGUCAAACUUAAGUUAAUGUGUAGGAAAAUAACGGAAAAUGACAAAAAAGAAAAACAUAUCAAAAACAUAGGCACAUUGUGUGUGCCUCCUAUGUUAAACUCCGAGCUGUUUUUAGCUUGGGGCUGUAUAUUGUCAAGUUUGUGUGAAAGUGUGAAUGUGAAAAAACACUGUAUAAAUUCUGUAAAAUAGUCACAACGUUGUGUAUAUUGGCACCCUGUAUUUGUACACUACAGAUGUCUGCCUUUUUUUCCCCUAUGUAUGAUCAGUAUUAAUGGGAUUUCAACCUAAAUCUGUAUUUAUUAUUCACUAUCAUUUUAGAGCCAUAAGGAUUGUCUCCAUUUGUAACUUUUGAUGUUUUACUACUCGCCUUCAAGAGGAAUAAAUACAGACUGUAAAGCUGCCAAAAGCUUUGCUAACAAGAGUGUGCAUUUUAGGAGGCCUGUUUAUGGAAACUUUUACCUCAGUUCCUAUCUUUUAAUCUCCACCCUGUAUGGCACCCUUGUUCUUGUAUCCAUCCAUGUUAUAUUUUGUGUGAAGUAUUGUGUGUGUGUGUUACCAGUAAGUAUGGUAUAAUAAAGGAGCUUUGAUACAA